UGCUUAUUUAGGUCAUCACUGAUACUUUUCAUACAUGUUGAUUAUACACUGAUAUGUUGUAACUAAUUCGUUAAUUAUAGAAAUGUAUAAUAAACAAACACCGACAAAAAAAAAAAAAAAAUCAAACAUCGUGUGAAGACGAAUGAAUUCGAUAAGUACGUUUAAUUUAACCAUCAAUUAAUAUUUCCUCUGAACAUUACCGAAAGUUAUACCCGACCAUAACCGGGUUAUUAAUUCGAAUUUGAUUAGCCGGUUUAGAAUUCGUCUUACUUCUUCUUCUUUUUCUAUAUAUAACCCAACUGUUCUUGAAUCUUUCUUUCUUGUGCUUUACUCGUAACAAUCGAUUUCAAAUCUCUUCUGAACUUUUCACAUCCAUUGACAUGGGAAGCUGUGUAUCGCUCAAUCGGAGAGACUCCAAUUCUCCCCCAACGGUGAAGAUCGUCUCCGUCAACGGCGAUCUACGGGAAUACAAUGUUCCGGUGCUAGCAUCUCAGGUCCUUGAAGCUGAAUCGGCGGCGUCGUCCUCCUCCUCUUAUUUCAUCUGCGAUUCGGAUUCUCUCCUCUACGACGAUUUCAUCCCGGCGGUCAAAUCGGCAGAACCGCUUCACGCCGAGCAGAUCUACUUCGUCCUUCCGAUCUCCAAACGGCGGAACCGUCUAACGGCGCCGGACAUGGCGGCUCUCGCCGUAAAAGCAAGCGUCGCGAUACAAAACUCCGUCGGGAAAGAUUUUCGCCGGCGUAAAAAGGGGAGGAUCUCGCCGAUCAUGACGCUUACUACUCAGCCUAACGGUUCCGUUGCUGCUGUUAACGGAAAAGCAAGCGAGUCAACGGUUAGCAAGGGAAGACCGUUGGUGAAGAGAACGGCGACGUAUAAGGCUUCGAGUGGUUAUAACCGGUCCGGUUCGGUACGUAAUUUGAGAAGGCAUACUUCGAGGCGAGCAAAGUUGGCGGUUCGAUCAUUUAGGUUGAAACUUUCAACGAUCCACGAAGGCUCCGUCGUUUAGAUUGGCUUAUAUAACUCUUUUAAGUCGUAUUUAUUUUUGCGAGGAUCAAACAAAUGAGAAUUAAAAAAAAGAAAACCAGUAUUAGAAUAAGCAUAAUAUUAUUUGCAAUUUUGUUUUCGUUUCUUAUAAACUGAUGAUAUAUUAAUAUCAGAUGAAGAAACACUAUGUAAGUCUGUAUAUUUAUUUUCUUUUACGUUCUUUGUUUGUUUGUUUGAUUGUAUAUAUUGGUCACGUAUCUCACGCUAUAGAAAAG
Messenger RNA from Brassica oleracea var. oleracea, 1257 nucleotides. RefSeq lists its product as uncharacterized. Bases 381 to 1004 code for a protein of 207 amino acids. Lineage: Eukaryota; Viridiplantae; Streptophyta; Magnoliopsida; Brassicales; Brassicaceae. The record is from RefSeq and is a predicted model, not a curated record. The transcript has a single exon.